AUGAAAAAUAUUGGAAUAUAUACAUACAGGUUCUCCAUCUCCUGGUUUAACUUUUGGGGAGGCUCAGAACUACCAGGCGGGGCGCUUGGUCGAGGGAAAACCCUAGCCGCCACUCUGCUCUCUGCUGACCUUCUUCCUUCUGCUUCUCCUCCGGCUCUGCCGGAGGACCUCCUCUCCUCCACACUUCUAUGGAUUCUUCUCUCCAUAUCACUAACUUUCCCCCUCUUGCUUCAUCUUCAGCGGGAGGAGUUCGCUCUUCUCCGAAAGAUUGGAGCCAGGUAUUUGCAACCGAGCAUAACUCCCCAAAAGCCUUCAGUUUUUCUCAUUUCCCUUCUGAGCCUGAGGUCAUCCCCUUCUCGGGCGACAAGCUUCAACAAGGUGGUGAAGAUUGGAAACUUUGUCUCGUUGUUUUCUUGUAAUGAUGAUUAUGAGAUGGUUUGGACAAGAGGAGUUUGGUUCUUGCUUGGGAAACCUUUUGUCCUGCAAAAAUGGCAUCCGAAAUUCACCCCCACUAAGGAGGAUUUCACUUCGGUUCCCAUCUGGGUCAAGAUCCAUGACCUGACUCUUGCAUGUUGGAAUUCGGAGGGCAUUUCGCGUAUUGCUAGCAAAAUUGGAGUUCCCCUUGCAGCUGAUAGUCUGACGGAGCAAAAGACCAGAUUGACAUAUGCUCGCAUAUGCGUUUUGGUAGAUCGUGACGCCACUUACCCGGAGGAGAUUAAAGUGUCUCUGGAUGGGGAUAUUGUCUGCCUCAAAGUGCAAUACGAAUGGAGACCCUAUCCCUGUAACCAUUGUAAGUCUUUAAUGCAUUUAUCUGCUUCAUGUCCUACUAUUCCAGAAAAAGAACGAACUGUUCAAGUGAAUGAUGGGAACUCUAAGCGUGGAAGGAGUAAUAGUAGGAAACCUCGUUUUCGCUCUUUCUCUAAUUCUAUGAUUGUUUCUACUAUUCCGGAAAAGUCUGUUGUUCUACCUAAUUUGCCUCCUAACUUAAAUGUGGUUCAGUCUUCUUCCGAGCCCACCAUAAUUGCCACAGACAAAUCUCCCACCAUUAAUGCGGUUAUUAAUGAGUUAGGGAUGACAUCUCUGUAUCAGCCUCACUCCCCCAAAUUGCACAACCCUCUUAUCUGCUCUUCCCCACCGAAAAUUACUAUCUCAGAAGAUAAUACGGCCAAGGACAUUCCAAAUCUUAAUUCACCUCAAGAGGCUGCUGCCUCUUCCUCCAAUGGCUCUCUAUCUAAAAGCAGUCAUCAGGAAAAUGACAUUACAUCUCCCAAUAAGUUUGGGGCCCUUAAUAUUGAGGAAGAUACUAGUUUGCAAACUGAAGUUCUAGUUAGGCCGGUCAACGUCAUGUUAGCUAAUAAUGCUGAAGGGAAUUCGGAUAAAAACAACAAAGCUAAUGAGAAGGCUAAACCUUCUUAUGUCAAUGUGGUUUCUAAGAAAUCUGCUAAGGGGAAGGAGAUUAUCUCCGGGGCUGUUUCGGUUGCUAACUCCCCUCUUAUGGAAAUUUCUGUCAUUUAUGCUUCUAACAGCAGCUUAGAGCGUAAAGAUCUCUGGGAUUUUAUUGUCAAAGUAGCUCCUCCUGGCAAUUUUCCUUGGGCUCUCAUUGGGGAUUAUAAUUGCUGCAGGUAUGCCUCUGAGAAGUUGGGGGGAACGCCCAUCUCCCAUUCCAACUUGUCUGAUUUCAAUAACAUGAUUUUCAACAAUAAGCUUGUGGACUUACACUCGGUUGGUUGCAAAUUUACGUGGUUCAAUCAAAGACCUGAUAAUCCAAUUCAUAUCAAGCUUGAUAGAGUUCUUGUUAAUGAUGGUUGGUUGAAUGUUUUUUCUAACUCAUAUUGCUCUUUUCAAAGUCCUUCCUGCUCGGAUCAUUGCCCAGUUAUCCUUCAUCCGGGUGGUCUUAAUCGGGUUUUUCACAGGUUUUUAUUCAAAAAUUAUUGGACAAAAAUUGAUGGUUACUGGAAACAUAUCCUGCAUCUUAUCAGCUCUCCUUGUCUGGGUAAUCCUCUGAGUCAUCUUUGUAAUUCCUUGAAAAAUUUAAAAGGUGAAAUCAAAAAAGAGAAAUGGGCUUCCUCUACUUCCGUUAAAAGGCAUCUUGAUUCCCUUCAUCAAAAGCAAAGAGAUCUUUUGGAUAGUUUGCAAGUGGAUCCUCUCAACCCCAUCCUGAAUCAUGAUUACAAGGUUAAUAAUAUUGCCUUGACCAAUUUCACUUCAUUACAAGCUUCAUGGAUUAUUCAAAGAGCCAAAGUGAACUGGCUAAAGCAUGGUGAAGAUGAUCUUAAAUUUCUCUUUGGCAAAAUCAAAAGAAGAUUGGGUAGUUCCAAUUCCAUUGCUAAUCUUAUGGCCUGUAACCCAAAUUCCACUAGAGCUGAGGUGAUAACUUCUAUCCUGCACCACUUUCAGGAAUUAUAUAAUCCUCCUCUUCCUACUAUCCUGGAUUUGGAUAUUUUUCCUAUUGGCUCGGUUUUUCCUGAUUCACAUGUCAGCUUGCUUGUUUCCUCUGUAUUGGAUGAAGAGAUUCAACAAGCGGUUUUUAACGGGUCUUCUACUUCGGCCCCCGGUCCAGAUGGCUUUAACUUCCACUUUUAUAAGUCUGGGUGGCACAUUCUUGGCCCUAUGGUGUGCAGGGCUAUCAAAUCUUUUUUCCUUAAAGGUUACUUACCUAAUGGGGUUAAGGCCACAGCACUUGCUAUUAUUCCAAAACAUAAAAAUGCUGCUAGUAUUAAUGAGUUUAGACCCAUUGCACUGUGCAACGACCUGUACAAAAUCAUUGCUAAAGUGAUGGCUGAUCGUCUUAGACCGGUUAUUAGUAUGCUUGUUAAGAAUAAUCAAGCUGGAUUUGUGAAAUCCAGAGUCUCUACUGAUAGCAUUCUUCUGGCCAGUAACAUUCUCUAUUAUUCUGGAAAAAAAGGUGGUUUCAAUAUUUUCUGCGCUAAACUCGACAUUAAAAAAGCCUUUGAUUCUGUAUGUCGGGAAUUUUUGUUGGCAAGGUUAAUCCAAAAAGGGAUUCCUAGUGAGUUUGUUUGUUGGGUUAAAGCUUGUAUCACUAAUGUUAAUUUUUCCAUUGUGCUUAACGGGGCCUUAGAGGGUUAUUUUUCCACUACUGCUGGACUAAGGCAAGGAUGCCCUCUUAGUCCUUAUCUCUUUUGCUUGGUGAUGGAUGCUUUUUCUAAUCUCCUCGAGGGCAGAGGCUUUAAAGGUAUAUCCUUUGAUAAAUUUUCCCUCACUCACUUGCUUUACGCAGAUGAUGUUCUGAUCUUUGGUGAGGCUACUUUAGACAAUUGUAAUAUCCUCAAUUCUGUUCUCAGAGAUUUUGCUAAUUCCACUGGGCUCCAUGUCAAUCAUGAUAAGUGUUCUAUCAUGUUUCCCAAGCAUCUAGUCAAUCAGCUUGAUAUUUGCAAUGCACUGGAUAUUCAUAACAUCGUCAAUAAGAUCAAUUAUCUGGGAAUUCCCCUCUCUUUUUAUAGGCUUAAAAUUGAGGAUUUCUUGCCUCUUUUGGAUUGUAUCAACAGGAAAUUGAAUGGAUGGAAGGCAAAUUUACUUUCGUUUGCUGGUAGGUUACAAUUCUUGAAAUUCACCAUCCAAAACUCCAUUGCCUAUUGGAUUAGAGGAUCUAUUUUACCUAAAUCUGUUUAUAAGGUUUUUAAAAGGCAGAGCUCUCGGUUCCUGUUUUUUGGUGAGACCACUUCUUCUAAGAAACUCCACAUGGUUUCUUGGGACAACAUUUGUAAGCCUAAACUCAAGGGUGGUCUUGGUAUUCCUUCUAUUUCUGCUAUGCAAUAUGCUUUUAAUUGCUCUGUGAUUUUCAGAAUGUACAAUGAUUUUACUCCUCUUUCUACUUGGCUGUUGCAAAAAUAUAGGAGUCCCUGGAAGCCGCCUCAUAUCAAUGAUUCUAAACUUUGGAAAAGUAUUUGUAAAACUGCUUCAGAUGCUAAAUCCUGUUUUAGAUUUAAUGUCACGCCUAAUGCUUCUAUUUCAUUGCUUUGGGAUCACUGGUGUCACAACUUAACCCUUUCUGAAUUUACUGGGGAUGACUCUCUGGAACAUAUGCCGGAUUGCUUUUUACAUGAAUUAAUGACUGGUUCCACUUGGUCUUUGCCUGGGCAUUUUACUGCUUUGAUUCAUAGCACUCUUAAUGCCAUCCCCAUUUCGGAUAAUCCUGGUCCUUCUAUGUGCUGGAAAAACAAAAAGAACCAUAAAUUUAGGCAUUUUAUUGAAGAGUUUUACUCUGAUUAUGAUCACUGUGGCUGGCAUAAAAUGGUUUGGCAUAAACGUAAUUCUCUUAAGCACACGGUUUUUGUUUGGUUGGCUCUAGUGGGUGGCCUGAAGACUGCGGAGGCUCUUAAAAUUAGACAGAUUCAUGUCCCGUUACUCUGCAAUUUUUGCCUAUCUAAUGCUGAAUCUGUUUCUCAUUUGUUCUUUGACUGCCCGUAUUCUUUUUACAUUUUGAACUCCCUCAUUCCUGGGAGCAGCUGUUUUCUUUUGAGGCCUUCGAUUUUGCAAAUGUAUGACUGGUUGUCUGAUGUUUAUGGGGAUAAUUCUGAGAAGUUGAAUUUUUAUAAGCUGACGGUGGGCUGUGUUAUUUAUUAUACCUGGAGAGAACGUAACAAUAGAAGGUUUGGAGGUGUUUCCUUUUGGCCCUCCGAUCUCGUCGCUCUUUCGCCUGCUGCAUACGCCUUGUCUGGACGAUGA
This is a messenger RNA of Dendrobium catenatum, 4686 nucleotides long. RefSeq lists its product as uncharacterized. The coding region runs from base 1 to 4686 and encodes 1561 amino acids. Lineage: Eukaryota; Viridiplantae; Streptophyta; Magnoliopsida; Asparagales; Orchidaceae. The transcript is spliced from 4 exons. The record is from RefSeq and is a predicted model, not a curated record.